Williopsis jadinii is the source of this 177-nucleotide messenger RNA. Its product is annotated as C2H2-type zinc finger protein. Gene Ontology annotation, cellular component: chromatin. The transcript has a single exon. Gene Ontology annotation, biological process: regulation of transcription by RNA polymerase II. NCBI's taxonomy places the organism in Eukaryota, Fungi, Ascomycota, Saccharomycetes, Phaffomycetales, Wickerhamomycetaceae. The record is from RefSeq and is a predicted model, not a curated record. The annotation marks the transcript as partial. Gene Ontology annotation, molecular function: RNA polymerase II cis-regulatory region sequence-specific DNA binding; DNA-binding transcription factor activity, RNA polymerase II-specific.
AAACCUCAUCAAUGUCCGCUCUGCGGUGGUAUAUUCCAAAGACCAGAACAUUUGAAGAGACAUAUGAGAUCCCAUUCCAGUGAGAAACCUUUCGAAUGCGAUGAAUGUGGUAAAAAGUUCAAUAGAGCAGAUAACAUGAAGGCUCAUCAGAGGAAACUACACGGUCGUGAUAUAUGA